CAGAUAUUGCAAAUUUUAAUGAAUUUAUUUUGACUGGCUGAAAAGUGCCUAUGGAAUGAAGACAAGUUGAUAUUAUUUUCAAUUCGUCUAUGCAAGUAGAAAAGUAUAAUUGAAACCAUGAUUAAUGUGCAUGGAAUUCGUCGGAAUGUCAAAAAUGUUGUGCGGAACUACACGGAAGCGCAGAUUAAAGUUCGUGAAGCUACUUCAAAUGAUCCUUGGGGUCCAUCCAGUACUCUUAUGAGUGAAAUUGCAGAUUUAACUUAUAAUGUAGUUGCCUUCUCAGAAAUAAUGCAAAUGAUAUGGAAGAGGUUAAAUGAUCAUGGAAAAAAUUGGCGACAUGUUUAUAAAGCAUUAGUUUUAUUGGAAUAUUUGAUUAAAACAGGCUCUGAAAAGGUUACUCAACAGUGCAAAGAAAAUAUAUUUGCAAUUCAAACACUCAAAGACUUUCAGCAUAUAGAAGAUAAUAAGGAUCAAGGAUUAAAUGUUAGAGAAAAAUCUAAACAAUUAGUUUCGUUGCUAAAAGAUGAAGAGCGUUUAAAAAAUGAACGUGCUCGGGCAUUAAAAGCUAAAGAAAGAUUUGCCCAGGCAACUUCACAUGUUGGGAGUGAUUCUGUUGAAAAAGUAAGUUUUCUUGUAACCUAUCUGACGGUGUAAAGUUUUAAUUAUCUGAGACAAUUGAGAGCUGAAGUCAAAUAUAAUUUUUAAAUGGUUAAUCAUGUAGAAAAUUUGACCUGAAUUUUGAUGAUAAUCAAAUGAUAAAGCCAUAUUUUCCUUAUUGGAAUUAGUUAGCAAAGU
Molecule: messenger RNA, 795 nt
Organism: Centruroides sculpturatus (bark scorpion)
Lineage: Eukaryota; Metazoa; Arthropoda; Arachnida; Scorpiones; Buthidae
Product: epsin-2-like
Exons: 2
Coding region: 118-654 (178 amino acids)
Biological process (GO): endocytosis
Cellular component (GO): clathrin vesicle coat; plasma membrane; endosome
Molecular function (GO): phospholipid binding; clathrin binding
Source: RefSeq, a predicted model, not a curated record